Molecule: messenger RNA, 721 nt
Organism: Spodoptera exigua (beet armyworm)
Lineage: Eukaryota; Metazoa; Arthropoda; Insecta; Lepidoptera; Noctuidae
Source: the annotation of a GenBank genome assembly
AUUUUUAAUGCCAAUCUUUUAGUUCUAAACUAAGAUACCAAAAAUAAAAUCAAUCGAAAUUCAAAAAUUAUGUGGGAACCAGGCAACACCAUAAACACAUGGGUAAAAUGAGAUGAAUGAACAAUUGUCAAAUUGUACAAUUGCCGGUCGGUACGGAGCUCGAAUAUUCUAGACACAAUAAUUCUAGAUAAAAAAAUCGGCUCAGUCAAUUUCUUCACUUGUUUUGAGGAAACAUUAGACAAAAGACAUCAUGUCUAACGUAGUGAAGCGCCUUAUUCCCCUGCUUGACCGAGUUCUCAUCAAAAGGGCUGAAGCAGUAACCAAAACUGCUGGAGGCAUCGUUAUCCCUGAGAAGGCUCAGGGCAAAGUCCUGCAUGGAGAAGUUGUAGCCGUAGGACCCGGAGCGAGGAAAGACAAUGGUGACUUCAUCCCUAUACUAGUAAAAGUUGGCGACAAAGUUCUCCUUCCUGAGUACGGUGGCACCAAAGUUUCACUAGAAAACGACGAGAAGGAGUACCACCUAUUCCGAGAGAGCGACAUUCUGGCGAAGAUCGACAACUGAAUAGUGCUAGUUUUAGUUUUAUUGAUUCUGAUUCUGUUUAGUUUAAAUUAGAACGUAUUGUAGUGAAUGAACAUUUGUGAUUGUGUAAUACGCUGCUAUGUUGUGAGAUGGGGUUACUGAUGUUAACUAUGCAUUUCUUAUUAUAAAUUUGUUACAGAA